AUGAAAGUUGAUGAAUUAUUUACAAUAAGUAAGAAGAAUCUUGUUUAUGGGCUUCUUUUGGAUAACCAGAUUAUUAAAGAGUUUGCUUAUAUAUUCAGAAGAGAUGAGAGUGUUGAAAUUAUAGAUGAUAAAGACAUUGAGGUCAUGGAUGAUGAAAUUAAUAAUAGCAUUGAAAUUGCAAUUGUUAGUGGUAGUUCUGCAUUAAGUAAUUUAAAAAGUGUUCAAACUUUUUUGCUUCAACAAGAGAGCUCAAACAAGCAAUUAAAGUUAGUUAAUUCUCUUGAAAAAUUUAUUAGAGUGAAAAUAGUCAAGUCUGCUCAACAAACUU
Molecule: messenger RNA, 328 nt
Organism: Dentiscutata erythropus
Lineage: Eukaryota; Fungi; Glomeromycota; Glomeromycetes; Diversisporales; Gigasporaceae
Source: the annotation of a GenBank genome assembly